Messenger RNA from Coniosporium apollinis CBS 100218, 2775 nucleotides. RefSeq lists its product as uncharacterized. The transcript has a single exon. The coding region runs from base 1 to 2775 and encodes 924 amino acids. NCBI's taxonomy places the organism in Eukaryota, Fungi, Ascomycota, Dothideomycetes. The record is from RefSeq and is a predicted model, not a curated record.
AUGGACACCCCAACCCCAACCCGCCCACGCGCCCUCAGCCAAGCGAGCAUCCAAUACUCCAUCGACGCCGCCGCGCUCUACGGCUCCGCAAGCGACAGCAGCGCGCUAGAUAUACCGCUUCCAGGCGAAGACGAGGACGUUGAUCUGAUUAGGACGGAAGACAUCGAUGGCCCCAGCGACUUCACGCAGAACAUGGGAUACUGGAUGCGCACGAAGCUGCCAGUGCCGACAGUAACGGAGCCAGGGAAGCUGGAGGAUGAGACGGUUGAGAGGGACUUGGAGGAGUGGGUUGAGAGUGAUAGUAGUGCGGGGGAAAUCGGGCAGGGGUUCGAAAAUGAAGAGCGAGAGGAUGGGUAUGACGAGGGCAACGAAGAGAGGGGGGAAGAAAUGGGAGAGCAAACCCUCGACGAGGAAGAGGACGAGCAGUCAGAAGGACGCGUCGGAGAAGAGGAAGUCACGGACGAGGAACCAGCGAACAUGCCCUCUACUCGGAGUACGUCCAACGGCGCGCUCAUGCAGAACUUGAACGAUUCCCUCUUCGCGCCUACUGGGAAGAAUGGGACCACAGCUACAGCAGACGACGACGCGAACUACUUUUCUUCGUCUCAAGUCCUGCCAGACCGCUCAGAAAGCGCUCCAUCGUCUCCUUCGGCAACUCUUGGAAAUGCGUCCAGGCCAACCUCAGCGGCUACGACGGCACGCACACUCCAGCCUACCGUUGAGGACUACGAGGACACACCGCGGAAAGUCACUCCAGUAGAUCAGGGGUCGGUCCGAAGCGAUGAUAGACGUGCAAGCCGUCAACACCAGACUGAUACAAAUCAGAUUGAGGAGCUACAGCAGCAGCUAUCUCGUCAGAAGGAGCAGUCAGACGCACGAGUCGCCGAGCUAGAAAACCUCCUAGCAGCUGCUCGCACUCAGAAUGAAAAACUGAAUGGCAGCUGGACGAAAGCCAUGCAGAACGCAAGAGCGGAGCACGAGCAGACGCUGGAUUCUCAAUACGUCGCAUCCGCAUCCGAAGUGGAAGGGCUGAAGGCGGAGAUUGAGCAACUGGGAAACGCAUUCGAAGAAUACGAGAAGGACGCCGAGGAGCGCCUGACGACAGCGGAGCAAGCGCAUGUCGAAGCUCUUACGGCAGCGAGAAAAGAUCACGAGACCGUUGUCCAAGACCUACGUACUCAGCUAGAACACGCCGAGAGUAAGGCAACCGAGGCCAAUAACGUCCAAGAAAAGAUACUCCAAGAGAUCCAGACACAGCAUCAGCAGGAGCUGGUACGACAACGUGACUAUCUCACAAGACAAACGCAGAUAGCUUCGGCUGAGAUCGAACGGCUGAAAGCACGCAACGCAGAGCUCGAAGAGGAACUUACGACCAAGGACGCUGAGCUAGAGAGGCUCCGAGCAGCUCAGUCAUCAGCCACGAAAGCCCAUAAAGCAGAACUAAACACACUUCGAGAAUCCCUUACGGACGAUCUCGACUCGCUCAAGUCUGACUUAGAGCAAGCCAAUACCAGGCUAUCCGCCUCGAAGCAGCUCCAAGCCGCACAAAACACCCAUGCCGAGGAGCUCGAACAGCAGCGUGACGACUACGAACAGCAGAUUCAAGAUCUCCGAUCCACAAGUUCAAGCCUUCGCACCCAGCUUCAUGCAGAACACCGAGAGGCCCUCGAAGAAGCAAGACAACAGCAUGAAAACGAGAUUGAGGAGCGGAACUCGGCUUACCUGGGCCAGAUCAAGAGGCUGAAAGAGCAGGUUACAAGUCUGCAACAACAGCUCGAAGAAGCAUGCUCCGAGAACGACGCAUCUCACUCCGCUACCCGCAAAUCCCAUGAGGCGGAGCUGGCGCAAUUGAAGGCCACUUCAGAAGCCCGAAUCGCGGAUCUCGAGCACCGCCUAUCAACAGCGCAGCAGCAGCGCGACGAAGCGCUCACGCAACUCUCAGCAAAAGACCAACAUCCCACAGCCCAGCCCCCCACCCCCUCCUUCCCACCAUCCACUAUCCCAGACCCCCGCAUCGCGACCCUAGAAGCCAGCCUCACCUCCCUGCGCCAACACCUAGAUAGCGCCCGCCUCGACCUCUCCCGAGCGCGUGACGACCGCCGCGACGCCGAGCAAGAGGCGGCGAACGCACGGCAACAAACCAAAGCCCUACGCACAGAAGCCGACGCCCAAGCCGCAGCCCUCUGGGCAAAAGAAAACGAGUUGCACGACCUGCGCGACAAGCUCGCGGACCAGCGGAGCGAGGCGUGGGCGCGGGUUGAGGCGCUGCAGGUGCAGAUGGAGGGGCUAAGGGAGGGACAUGAAGCGAAGAUUGAAGAAAUGAGGGCGAAGGCUGAGGAGGCGGUUAAGAGGAUUGGGGGAUUGCUUGAGGGGGAGAGGAAGGCGGGUGAGGAGGCGAGGAAGGUGGCGAUGCGGUUGUCUGCGGCCCUGGAGCAAUCGGCUGAACGGGUCAGGGAGCUGGAAGCUGAGCGCGAGGCGCUGAGAAAUGAUACCCAGCUGCUGAGGGCAGAUGUGGAGGCUGCGGAGGCGGAGGCGAGGGCGGCGAGAGAGGAGGCGGAGGUGCUGAGGGGGGAUUAUGAGAGUGUUAACAGGGAGAUGGAUGAGCGGAUUGUGGAGCUGAUUAGGACGAAGGAGAAGGAAUGGGCGGCCCGUUUUGAAAAGCUGUGGAAGGAGAGGAAGAUGAUGGGAAAGGCGCUGAUGCAUGAGUGGGGAAAGGAGGAAUGCGGAGUGAAGGAUCCGCAGGCGUACAGGUAUAAGUAUGUGGAGAAGGCGUGA